UGCGCUCUCUGCCAGACCUGAGGGGUUAAAAACCCAGUUACCCUGCAGCACCUCUGGCUAUUCAUUCAUUCAAGUACAAAUUCGACUUAAAAAUACACCCAAGUGUGGUGCAAUUAUUCCGUUUGCCAUAAAAAUGCAAAGCAGCCACCUUUUAAAGGCAGUUCUGUGCCUUUUCAUGCUGUUUCAUGCUUGUUUCAGUGCUGACAAUUUUAAAUCGAGCACUUACUGUAUUUGGACCAGAUCCACUUCAGGUGGGCAAACACAGUAUGCGUUUCUCCGAAGAACUCAGACAUCUCUUCUCUUGUUUGACAGCAUCUGGAACAAAAACAACAGCCUUUUUAGUUGCAUAACAAGUGAUGAGCAAUCUGUUAUUGAGAGUUACCUGUCCAAGUGUUGGGAAGACAGCUCUUUCUCAGAGACCCUUGAUGCACGCUUUGACAUCAGUCAGCUGAUUGAACCUGACGGCCCCUGUGAGGCUGCUGGUAUUACGGAGGAAUUUACAGCAUCCGUACGCAGGGCCAGAGACCUGAAGAGCGUUGAACCUGAUGGAUCCGUGUACCAGGAUAGCGGAGAAAGUUCCAGACAGACACUUCACCGAUCGAAGCGCUCAUGGAUGAUUCCAGGAACUCUGUGGUGUGGCUCGGGAAAUAAGGCUACUGGCUUUACUGACCUGGGUAUCUUUGAAGAUACUGAUAAUUGCUGCAGAGAACAUGACCACUGUAAAGACACCAUCGACUCUUUUUCAUACAACUAUGGUGUCUUCAACACAAAUAUCUUCACUUUAUCACACUGCGAUUGUGACAACAGGUUCCGCCGCUGUCUCCUGGGUGUUAAUAAUACCAUGUCCAACCUUGUGGGCUACGGAUACUUCAACGUGCUAAAGAUGCGCUGCUUCGAGUUUUCUCAACGGAUGCAGUGUGUGCAGAGAACGUGGUGGGGCAUGUGUGUAAAUUCAGAACUUGCUCAAUACGCCGUGGUCAAAGACGCAGCAAACUACACCGACACACUCCCUGAGCAAGACAUGGAGACUCUGGAAAUGAGUUUCCAUCAAGCAAUCACUUUAGGACAAAACCAGGUCACCAAAAACAUAGAAGAAUCGCUUAUCAUGCAAUCCAACGAUUCCAGGAGCAGCACUGAAGAGCCGAGUCCAAUUUCUACAUCAUCACCAUGGCCAUCUGUUACAACACUGCUGUCCCGGAAAUCUGAAGCUUCCGUAGUCACAACAUACGCACCAAAGACAACAAUCCCCCAAAAUAAACCAGACAGACAACAUCAAGGCAAGUUUGAGAUGUGUGGCCUCUACAGGGAUCUGGAUUCAUGCCAUCUACAGAUCCCUGCUUUACAAGAGAAAUUCGGUUUACGAAACCCUGACCUGAGAACCCUUUACCACUGUAACUGUACUGCCAGGCUCGUCCAAAAGAUCUUGUCCAAAGAACUGGAUGAAACUGACCCUGUGCAUUUGCUGUUGAUGGACUUUGUGUCACAAUCCUGUUUCACCCUACCGCAGACUGAGAACUGUCUCAAUGGAAAAAGUUGCUCAACCCAUCCACCAGAAGCACAGCUCAUCCAACACUGGAGGAAAGACGUGGCAAGUGGACGACAUCUAGUGGACUUCAAGCGCAAACUCAAGAGGAUGAACCUCAAGCGCUCUAAGAGAAAAGACUCUCCAGUCAGAUUAUAUAAGAAAUGCAUCAGGAUGCACACUAAACUGCAGAGACCUCGAGUUCCUGAACGGAAACUGUCAUAAAGCCCAUUUUAACUCAACAAAGCAGAACAAAACUUGUAAUGGGAAUGGGGGAAAUGUUUUUCUUCAUAAAAACAAUACAUUUUGAUGUAAAAAAUUGUGUUAAUAUAGUACAGUGAAUAUAUUUAUAUUGAGAAACACAGGGUUAUAGUAGGCUAUUACAUUUAGCCUAAUAUAAUAGGUCAGAGUGUCAUGGUUACAUCGUUAUGUGGUAAUUGUUAUUUUACGAUAGCUGCAAGGAAUUAUGUGCAUUUAAAGCAAAAUUGUGGAAUCUGUCUACAUUGUUGUAAUAAUCUGAAAUGGAUAUUCAGCCACACACUAUAGCUAAUGCAUCUUAAAAAUUCAAAAGCAAUAGAAUUUUCUUUCAUAACUAUUUUUUGGGCCUCAUGCUAAGAUCGACGAGCUAGCCAUAGAUUUCAUUCAAGUCUAUCUUUACUCCACAAUCCAGAGAUAAACUAGAUAUAAGUUUGAAUUCAAACCCAUGCGAACUUUAUACAUCAGUAUUGUACAUCCCAAAAUCAUUUUCAUACCUCAGAAUCUGUUUUCCGUUAUGUUUUUCUCCUGAGGCGCAAAUUCCCGCUUAUUCUCCUCAGGUAGCGGCAUGCAAUUGCGCAUGCGCCGAAAUGUCACCACUCUUGAGAAUUGACGGUAUGUUUUGGAUAAUAUUUGCACUAUAUGUUAAUUAAUGCAACAAGCGAGUGUUGCAAUGUAUGUACAUUUGUAAAUAACAUGUAAAUGAAAUUUAAUAAAAAAAUCUUUAUAUGA
Megalobrama amblycephala (Wuchang bream) is the source of this 2509-nucleotide messenger RNA. It is a transcript of the gene pla2g3, whose product is annotated as phospholipase A2 group III. Gene Ontology annotation, molecular function: A2-type glycerophospholipase activity. The transcript is spliced from 7 exons. Gene Ontology annotation, biological process: arachidonate secretion; phospholipid metabolic process. The coding region runs from base 134 to 1747 and encodes 537 amino acids. Lineage: Eukaryota; Metazoa; Chordata; Actinopteri; Cypriniformes; Xenocyprididae. The record is from RefSeq and is a predicted model, not a curated record.